Danio rerio (zebrafish) is the source of this 872-nucleotide messenger RNA. Lineage: Eukaryota; Metazoa; Chordata; Actinopteri; Cypriniformes; Danionidae. The record is from RefSeq and is a predicted model, not a curated record.
UGUAUAGUGAGAGCUCACUGAUAGUCUUCAUCAUGACCAUCAUCAUCAUCUCUCUGCUCCUGCUGGUUUCUCUGGUGCCAGACCUGACCUUCACUGCUCGUGUGGGUAUAGAGGACGGCACUGAAGCAAAACCUCACUCCAGACCUUACAUGGUUUCUCUUCAGAAAAAUAGCAAAAAUAGCUGUGGGGGAUCCCUCAUUACUGAAGAGUUUGUCUUGACUGCUGCACAUUGCUGGAAAAAAGGUGAUGUCAUCACUGUUGUGGUUGGCGCCCAUGAUUUGAGUGAAAAUGAAACUUACGACUCCUUUGAAGUGACAUCAUACAUCCCACAUCCAGAAUUUAGUUGGCAGAAUUAUGAAAAUGACAUCAUGCUUUUGAAGUUGAACAAAAAAGUCACACUGAGCAACAACGUUGGACUGAUAUCAUUACCAAAAAAUGGAGAAGAUGUCAAAGAAGAUGCUGUCUGUAGUGUUGCUGGCUGGGGAAGAUUGUGGCUUAAUGGCCCAAGACCUGAUCGUCUAAUGGAGGCAGAGACAGUCAUAGUGAGCGGUGAAGAGUGUAAACGCAGAUGGGAAUCUCUUUUUAAGCCAUCAAAGAUGUUCUGUGUUUAUGGCCAUGGUGGAACCUGCAAAGGGGAUUCAGGAGGUCCUUUGGUUUGUGGAGAACAUGCUGUUGGGGUCACAUCCUUUAGUGACCGUUACAGCUGUAAUUCACGUUUGCUUCCUAAUAUGUAUACUAAGAUUUCAGCAUAUCUUUCCUGGAUCCAAAAGAUAACUGGAAAGGUUUAAUGAAGUCAUGAAAAAAAAAAUUGAAGAAAUGUUCUGAAUUCUUUCAUAAAUCUUUCAAUAAAAGUAUCAAAUGGCAAGCAUCAA